GUAACGAUACUUGACAGUUCUUAAAGGUAGGCUUGAAAGGAGCCCAGAGCCAAUCUUCUGUCGGAAAACAUUCCUUUAUCUCCUUCACCAUGGGUGAAUGGAUUCUUGGUCUUGUCGCGCUGGUGUUCUGUUUCCACAAUAUAUUCGCAGAGAUGGUUUUGACUCAGUCCCCGUCUGUCUCAACUACUGCGGGACAAACUGUAAAGAUCACCUGUACCAUGUCAGGAGACAGCAUCGGUAACUACUACGUGAGCUGGUACUGGCAGAAACCCGCCAGCGCCCCUGUCUAUGUGUGGCAUGGAAGCUAUGGUAUAGGUCCCGGCAUUCCAAAUCGAUUUCUUGGUUCCGUGGACUCAUCGAGCAACCGGCUACUUUUAACCAUCACCAACGUGCAACUGGAGGACGCCGCUGAUUAUUACUGCGCUGUGGAUAAAAAUUAUAUCUUCACCUUCGGGAAAGGAACCAAACUGAACUUGAGCAGUCGGCGCGCCCCCGUGGUGUCGGUCCUCCAACCUCCAACGGAAGAAAUCAGGCGAAAAGGUACGGCCACCCUGGUGUGUUUGGUGAGCGGGUUUAAUCCGGGCGCUGUGAACAUCGAGUGGACUGUGGACGGCAGUACGAGAAAGAAUGGCGUUGUGACCAGCCGGGUCCAUCAGGAGACGGACAACACGUUCAGUGCGAGCAGUUACCUGACUCUGCCAGUUUCAGUCUGGAAAUCACACGAGCGUUACUCCUGUGUGGUUGAACACGAGACUCAGGCAACCCCGUUUAAGGCAAACAUCGCGAGAUCCAGUUGUAUGUGAUUCAAGCAACCUAUGUGCUGAUUCGUUACAUUUUAAAAUAAAUAUCAUGUUUCGAUACGA
Messenger RNA from Pristis pectinata (smalltooth sawfish), 863 nucleotides. Its product is annotated as immunoglobulin lambda-1 light chain-like. The coding region runs from base 90 to 803 and encodes 237 amino acids. The transcript is spliced from 3 exons. The record is from RefSeq and is a predicted model, not a curated record. NCBI's taxonomy places the organism in Eukaryota, Metazoa, Chordata, Chondrichthyes, Rhinopristiformes, Pristidae.